Molecule: messenger RNA, 426 nt
Organism: Dacryopinax primogenitus
Lineage: Eukaryota; Fungi; Basidiomycota; Dacrymycetes; Dacrymycetales; Dacrymycetaceae
Product: ribosomal protein L6
Exons: 2
Coding region: 1-426 (141 amino acids)
Biological process (GO): translation
Cellular component (GO): ribosome; mitochondrial large ribosomal subunit
Molecular function (GO): rRNA binding; structural constituent of ribosome
Source: RefSeq, a predicted model, not a curated record
AUGGCGAGCGAUCCCAACGCGGCGAGAGUGACGAGCACCGACGAUGGGCGGAAGAAAGAGCAGCGCGCUCGCUGGGGUCUCACGAGGGCCAUGAUCGCCAAUAUGGUCAAGGGCGUCACUGAGGGGUUCACGACGAACCUGCGCCUAGUGGGUGUGGGGUACAGGGCUGCGCAGGAGCCGAACGAGAAUGGAGGACAGAGACUGAGGAUGAAGCUCGGGUUCUCGCAUGAUGUCGUCGUCGAUAUCCCCGAGGGGAUCACUGCUGAGAUCGUCAGGCCGACAGAGAUUACGCUCAGGGGCGCGCACAAGGAUAGGAUAGGCCAGUUCGCGGCGGAUAUCAAGAAAUGGAGGAAGCCAGAGCCGUAUAAUGGCAAGGGGAUAUUCAUCAACGACGAGACGAUCAAGCUUAAGCAGGUCAAGCGGUGA